AUGGAACUCGCGCGGCCACCUGAAAUUCGAGGCGCGGGCAAGAAGGCCACGCAGGCGAAGCGGAAAGCGUUUGCAAAUCCACUUCCUGUGGGCACUACACCUAUACAGAUAAGUACGCAGGAUGCAUCGCGCACAUGGUGGGACUGGUUCAAUGAAAGCACCAAGUGGAUGGCAGAGAACCUAUUUACUUCUGCGCCAUUGUACCAUGGAUGGUACGAUCCCCUCACAAAAUCUGUUUGGAUGUACGACAAGGGAGAUGCCAUGAAGCUGUGGACGCAUGGAUUCUUUGGGAAGGGCAGUCUAAGCCGCAGUGAGCCUACGUGGAGUGCCCGAAAAGUCGCGGAAAGAGAAGCAAGGGAGCGUGGCGUGCUGACGGCAGAGCAAAUGACGCAGAAACGGCGCGAAGAGAGGAGGCUGCUAAAAAUCGAACGCGCACGAGCGGCUGUCCGUGCAGGCAUACAACUUCCUGAUGGUAUUACGGCCUUGGGUGGUGAGCUCCGCGAGGACGAUGUCCAAGGACCAUGGCAAGGCGAUGAAGAUAUGCCGGUUGUAGAAGCUGGUGUUUCGCGGGUCAAAGGUCUUAAGUAUUUCAGCGGCGACGUACAGAAGACCCAAGUUGAUCGAGACAUCGAGGACGAAGAGGACCCAGACAUGUCAGACUUGUCAAAUGUGGAACAUUUCCAGCUGACGCUCGUCGAGGCCUUUUUCCUAGCCGGUAUGCUGGGCUGCUUGCAGGUGCACGACAACAAGAAUGCUGUCAUACCGCUUGCAACACUGUAUCAACUAUGCAUGGACUCGGCAUUGCCCAUAUCGAGUCCAUCGGUCCCUAGUAUCCGCCCAGACAAUCCCUUCCUCCUUUCGUACAUUGUAUAUCACCAUUUUCGGAGCCUAGGCUGGGUCGUCAAGAAUGGGACCAAGUUCUGUGUGGACUACUUAUUGUACAAACGCGGACCAGUGUUCAGCCAUGCAGAAUUCGCCGUACUCGUCAUCCCAGAGUACGAAUACGGACCCGACGCAGAAGACACGCCUUUUGUGCAGCAUCACAACGGCGGUGAGAAGUCCUGGGUUUGGUUCAGCAUGGUUAACCGAGUCAAUACGCAAGUGCAGAAAACACUCGUACUGGCACAUGUCAAGAUUCCGCGCAUCACGGCGCAAAUAACGAAUGAAUUGACCACCCCAGAUGGGCUAGUAAAGGUCCUACGGAGAGGUGCAUUUCGAGUCAAGGAAAUAUCUAUUCGACGCUGGGUUCCUGCAAGGAUGAAGCCAUAA
This is a messenger RNA of Malassezia restricta, 1269 nucleotides long. RefSeq names its product tRNA-splicing endonuclease subunit Sen2. Gene Ontology annotation, molecular function: tRNA-intron lyase activity; nucleic acid binding. The coding region runs from base 1 to 1269 and encodes 422 amino acids. The transcript has a single exon. Lineage: Eukaryota; Fungi; Basidiomycota; Malasseziomycetes; Malasseziales; Malasseziaceae. The record is from RefSeq and is a predicted model, not a curated record. Gene Ontology annotation, biological process: tRNA-type intron splice site recognition and cleavage; tRNA splicing, via endonucleolytic cleavage and ligation. Gene Ontology annotation, cellular component: tRNA-intron endonuclease complex.